CUAACCUAAAACUUUGCCAACAGAUCCCCACCCUUCAUCGAGACUCUCUAACUCUCAACUCUUACACCUUCACUCUCGUCGAUCCAAUUCACUGACCUCAUGAAUCCAAAAUAGACACCACUCCCAUUCCUUCCACCACCGAAACCCAAUUCCAAAGCUUUCUAACUCAAUCUAACACCAGAAAAUCAAAUCUCCCCAUACUAAUAACCCAGUAAAUCCGCAGUAACCAAUUAUGAGUUCCGUGAACCUCAACACAAGUUUCCUGUUCCACCAAGGCAGCAGAUCCAGAUCUCCAACUUUUCAUCUGUUCCACACACUCACAAAACUCCCCAUUUCUUCAAUUACCACGAAGAAGCCACAAAAAGGGAAUCGAUUUUUUCCUUUUCCUUCAUUCUCGGUCUCCGUGGUGCUUACCAAAGAAGAAGUCCUCAAGGGCAAAGAAGAAAAUAAAGAGAGCGAGAAACCCGCUUUCAAUUUCAAGUCCUAUAUGGUCAAUAGAGCGAGAAACUUUGACAACCUCCCCUCGCUGCGCCAUUUUGAGGAUUUGAUGGUGACUCCCUUGGCGCUCACCGUCUGUCACGGAGGGAGCGCCGGAGCUGUCACAGAGGGAGCGCCGGAGCUUCUCCCGAAAGAGAAGGAUUCAGAAGGCGGCGAAGGUGGAAACAAACAAGGACAACAAGGGAAGGCGUCAGAGGGAGAAGAACGAGCUAGCGAAUCGCCUUGCAAAGCUGAGUCGCAGCGCGGCAUGAUGAAGAGUUCAGAUAAACCUCCGAAGGGGUCGAAUUCAGGAACCCUAGCUGCUGAAUCACCUGUUGUGAACAAUCGGAGUGAUGCAGAAUUGCAGGGGAGCCCUGCUACGCCGAAUAUGGAUGUCAAAGCUGAAAGUAAGAACUUCUCUCAAGAGCUUCAACAGCUUCGGGAGUAUUGCAUGAACCAGAAAUCCAUUGAUUCAAUGCUGGCGGAAGUAUGGUCAGAAGCAAGUGAAGAGUCCCACAGGAUCUCGAAGCUAUUACAGGUGUACUCAUUCAGAAUGUUCUGCAAAGAAGAUUGAAUGCAAUGAUGAUGUGGGUCGUGUAAUAGAUGUUGUUUAUAAAAGUCAACACAGUCAUGAUCCCCCACAUAAGCCCAAUUCUACAAGGGAAAGUAAGUUAGUGUCUUCCGAUGGCGCAAGUAUGGACAGAAAAUGGUGAAGGGGAAUCCACAUCCGAGGU
Messenger RNA from Arachis ipaensis, 1211 nucleotides. RefSeq lists its product as uncharacterized. Lineage: Eukaryota; Viridiplantae; Streptophyta; Magnoliopsida; Fabales; Fabaceae. The record is from RefSeq and is a predicted model, not a curated record.